AGGAUUUGGGGAGGGGGCUUGGGGGCAGAGGACGGGGGAGGGGGGUUCCUUUCGUGGCUUUGCCGAAGGACACGAGCGGGCCUCGGGCGCGGGGGCCGGCAUGGCGCUCAGCUCCAGGGCGCACGCCUUCUCCGUGGAAGUCCUGGUGGGGAACUCUCCCAAGCGCAAAUUGCUGGAGGUGGACGAGGAGCGGCCGGAGAAGGGAGCGGAGGGGAGCCUGCGGAAAAGCCACGGACCAGAGAAGAAAUCCAAAGCAGACAUGCCGGCGGCUGCUCCGGAGCAAACCAGAGACGCGCCGAGCGAGGUCCAGGUGGACCUCCAGGGGUCCGAACUCUGGAAGAGGUUUCACGACAUUGGCACCGAGAUGAUCAUCACCAAAGCCGGCAGGAGGAUGUUUCCCUCGGUGAGAGUCAAAGUGAGAGGGCUGGAUCCGGGGAAACACUAUUACAUCGCCAUCGACGUGGUGCCGGUCGACUCGAAAAGAUACAGGUACGUCUACCACAGCUCCCAGUGGAUGGUGGCUGGGAACACGGACCACUCGUGCAUCAUGCCCCGGCUGUACAUUCACCCGGAUUCUCCAUGUUCUGGAGAGACCUGGAUGCGGCAGAUCAUCAGCUUCGAUCGGGUGAAGCUGACCAACAACGAGAUGGACGACAAAGGGCAUAUUAUUCUGCAGUCCAUGCACAAAUACAAGCCUCGAGUUCACGUCAUCGUCCAGGAUUCCCGAUUUGACUUGUCCCAGAUCCAGUCCUUACCAGCUGCUGGCGUUCAGACUUUCUCCUUCAAAGAAACAGAAUUCACAACUGUCACGGCGUAUCAAAACCAGCAGAUUACAAAACUGAAGAUAGAUCGGAAUCCCUUUGCUAAAGGAUUUAGAGACCCCGGAAGGAACAGAGGCGUAUUGGAUGGGCUGCUGGAAUCAUAUCCAUGGAGACCGUCCCUUACUCUGGACUUCAAAUCUUUUGGGGGAGAAACUCAAGGUGGAAGUCCCGGCUCUUCCCCUGCGACCCACACUGCUGGGACCCCCUCUCCUCUGGCCUCCCUGCUGUCCCCCGCUUGCUCUCCUCCUGCGUUCCAUUUGUCUGCAAGCAACCUUGGGAUGUCUUGUCCGGAAUCCUACGUCCACCACCUCAGCCUCCCUGUUUGCUACAAGAUCUGCCCGACGGGCCUUUUAAGGCCGUCAUCGCUGAUGUUCCCCGGGCACGACAAACUGGGACACGCCGCCAGCCCGGCCCUGUUGCCCCAUUUCAUGGUGGACGUGCCCUCGCUCUCUUCCCUGAGCAUCCGGAACGUCAAAAGCGGCAAAGCGGAGGAUUCGAACGGACCCGGCCUGCAAGGGCCUGCUUCUGCUGGUCACAUGUUCUACGGUUUACAUGCAUCUGGAAACAUUUUCCCCUCCAAUCCCAUUACGCGGGAAGCACUUAAUUGUGCUCUGCACCCGCCAUAUGGUUUCUACGGCUACAACUUGGCAGUCCCGUCCAGGCUGAUGAGCGCAGCUGGCCAUUUCAAAGUGAGCCACUUUUCCUCGUCCCCUCUUCAAGUAGAGCAGGUGUCACCCCCACUGGCUCCUUGAACAUUAACCACUGCCUCUGAGUGGGUUCCUCCUCCGGACAUCACAACGGCAGGCAUCUGAUCCCCCCCUGCACCAGCUUUUUCUAACUCUUUGCCAAAGACUGAUGGAUUGUUGGCCAUCAAGCACUUCAUGACCCCGUGGGUUAUCCGGACAAGAUACAGAUGGCAGCAAAUAGGGUUGCCAACUUCAAAGGGCAACCUAGGGGAUGGGAGGGAUAAGGUUGUCAGAUUCACGCUGGAAGUAAACCUCCUGGAGAUUUGUUCUUGGGAGGUCGGGGACACCAGU
Messenger RNA from Sphaerodactylus townsendi, 1858 nucleotides. It is a transcript of the gene TBX22, whose product is annotated as T-box transcription factor 22. The record is from RefSeq and is a predicted model, not a curated record. Gene Ontology annotation, cellular component: nucleus. The transcript is spliced from 8 exons. Gene Ontology annotation, biological process: cell fate specification; regulation of transcription by RNA polymerase II; positive regulation of DNA-templated transcription. NCBI's taxonomy places the organism in Eukaryota, Metazoa, Chordata, Lepidosauria, Squamata, Sphaerodactylidae. Gene Ontology annotation, molecular function: RNA polymerase II cis-regulatory region sequence-specific DNA binding; DNA-binding transcription factor activity, RNA polymerase II-specific. The coding region runs from base 101 to 1573 and encodes 490 amino acids.